CUUCGGCCUGGGGGACGCACGCCUCUUGUGUGUACCAGCCUGGCUCUGGGCACAAUGGCGGCCCGGGCUGGUAGAGCAGGAGGCACGGUGCGGUCUGUCCAUUCCUGCGAGCACUGGGAGAUUGUAAAACCGUCUGUGAGUGAGCUGUGUCGUGAGGUGCGCAGUAACAUUCUGUGCACAGUGAAGGGCUGCGGGAAGGUUUUACCCAACCCACCAGCCCUCAAUAUGCACCUGGUGAAGUCCCACCGUGUACAGGAUGGAAUUACUGAUCCCACCUUAAGAAAACAUUUAAAAUCAUCCCAGAAGUUAUACUGCUGUCCUAUUGAAGGUUGCCCCAGAGGAACAAACAGACCCUUUUCCCAGUUUUCACUUGUAAAGCAGCACUUCAUGAAAAUGCACGCUGAAAAGAAGCACAAAUGUGACAAAUGUGGAAACUCUUAUGGCACUGAGUGGGACUUAAAACGUCAUGUAGGCUACUGUGGGAAGACAUUCGAGUGCACCUGUGGUUGUCCAUAUGCCAGCAGAACUGCUCUCCUGUCGCACUCAUAUAGGACUGGACAUGAAAUACCAAUAGAACACAGAGAUCCCCCUGUAAAGAAAAGAAAGAUGGAAGCAUCUGUUCACAAUCGGAAAACUAUUAACGAGAAAUCACGUUCCAAUCAUGAAAUCUCUACAGUUUCUGCUUCUCUAGAUCUACAAACUACAGAUACCAAACCACAACUUUCUACUGAAACUGUUAGUGAUCCUUCUGUUUUUGACUGCAUGUCUCUUCAACCAAACCAUACUCAGAAUUUGCUGCUACCAAAGUUGGCAUUAGUUAAGCUACCUGUAAUGCAACUGACUCAUUUGCCUGUUCUAGUUUCAUCAUCUGAUUAUACUGUUAAACCAAUGAUAGUUACUGUUAAUAGUAAUAAAGGAUCUAUUAUGACUAAUGUACAAAUUCUACCUCACUAUAAUGGAACGAUUCUGCCAACGGUAGAUGUUGAAGCUUCUUUACCUUCAAAUGUUUUACUCCCCAGGAAUGUGGGUUACUGUUCAGUUUCUUCCACAAACAGCAUUGCUCAAGUUAAUGCAGACAAAUCAUUCGCUAGUAACACAAUACCAGAGAUGAGUAAUGUUCCUCACAAGCACAGAAUUACAUCAGAUGUUCAGACUGAUUUGUCUUACUUUUCUCAGAAUAUAUUACCAGAUGUUAGUUGGACUUCCAGUGAAUCAUCUGUGUCGUCUUGUUCUCAAACUGAUUUAUCAUUCAGUGCACAGGUCACUUUGCCUGUUAGUGUUGAGACUCAAACAUUACAACAAAAUGUAAAUUUGCCGCUGAGUUCAGUGAUGGAAGCUUCUAAUCCUUGUUUUACUUACGGAAUUUCUCGGGAGACUCAAACAAAUUUGGCCAAUUCACAAAAAGAUAUCAUGCUGGUGGAUCAGGCAGUUAUGUGUGAAAAUAUUUUUAGUGGUAAUCAUUCUUCUUAUACUGUUUCAACUCAAACAAACCACAACACAAAUAAUAUGAUUUCCAAUACUUUGGACCAAAAUGUAAUAAAUAAUGAUAUAAGGGAUGAGGCAAUGAAAUCUACACAUUUCAUAAACUUUAGUACGCAGAACAGCACUUUUUCAUCCCAAAAUAUGACUGAUAACCAAACUCAAACAAUGGAACUUUUAAAUGAUCUUGAAAAAAUCUUAUCUGAUAAUAUAUCAGGACAAUCUAUGGACAAUCGCAAUCUGUUGACAGACUCGGGUGCUGAAGCCCAUUUGUCAUCAAACUGUACAAAUAACCCAGGUAUAGAUUUUGAUAUAGAAGAAUUCUUUUCUGCAUCCAACAUUCAGACACAAACUGAUGAGAGUGAGCUGGGGAAUCUCACUUCUGAAUAUUUAGAUAUCGAAACACAGACAGACUUUUUGUUUUCGGUUGAAUCUGCCCAGUCGUACUGUAACAAAGGAAAUUCCAACCUCAUUGGGAUGGAGAUGUUUGAUACUCAGACACAGACAGACUUGAAUAUCUUUCUUGAUAAUAAUUCUCACUUGCCUUUAGGCACUCUCCUCAAGCAGUCGAGCUUUUCAAUGAGCACUGACUCCUCUGACACAGAGAGUCACUCGGAAAUUACUUCAGAGAGCAAAAAUAUUUCAUGUCAAAACAUGGAAUGCAAUGUACUGCAGAGCAGUGCUGAAACCCAGACUACUGAUGGCUGCAUUGAAACUCUAGGUCAUUUAUUUCUUACCAGCAAUGAGACCCAGACUGCAAUAAAUGACUUUCUCCUUGCAGACCUUGCAUGGAACACUAUUGAUUCACAGUUCAGCUCUGUGGAGACACAGACAUGUGAUGAGCUUUUUUCCCUUUUCUCCUCUGAAAAAUCAGAUAGUUGAGCAGUUCACCUAAGAACAAUAUUGACUGAUGACACUGAAUGAGUAUUCUGCUUCCUGUUUUAGUUUUUUUGUUUAUUUGUUGAAAUAAUUAUUUAUGGCCUUGCACGUCUUAUUGUGUUUGAAGAACCAAAAAAAAGAAUCACUCCUAUCCUUUCUUACGAAAAGCAUUUGAAAGCCAUAUCAUCUCUGAUGUAAGUUCCAGCAGACAUACAGAAAGAUGAACAUUGAGAUAAAAGCACUUCAUGAGACCAUUUUAAAUUAAUGUCAUGAGAAAUGCAUGAUAAUGUAUCUGUAUAUGCCGUUUCUAGAGAUAUUGUCUGUAUAGUACAAUGCCUGUUACACCUAGAAAAAGCACUUUAUUUAUUUUUUUUGUUGUUGUAAAUUAUUUAUACUGUGAGUAAAAUUAACUAAUGAAA
Molecule: messenger RNA, 2777 nt
Organism: Bombina bombina (fire-bellied toad)
Lineage: Eukaryota; Metazoa; Chordata; Amphibia; Anura; Bombinatoridae
Gene: ATMIN
Product: ATM interactor
Exons: 4
Coding region: 55-2361 (768 amino acids)
Biological process (GO): regulation of transcription by RNA polymerase II
Cellular component (GO): nucleus
Molecular function (GO): transcription cis-regulatory region binding; DNA-binding transcription factor activity, RNA polymerase II-specific
Source: RefSeq, a predicted model, not a curated record